Messenger RNA from Akanthomyces muscarius, 1449 nucleotides. RefSeq lists its product as uncharacterized. Bases 1 to 1449 code for a protein of 482 amino acids. Lineage: Eukaryota; Fungi; Ascomycota; Sordariomycetes; Hypocreales; Cordycipitaceae. The record is from RefSeq and is a predicted model, not a curated record. The transcript has a single exon. Gene Ontology annotation, cellular component: fungal-type vacuole membrane. Gene Ontology annotation, molecular function: phospholipid binding. Gene Ontology annotation, biological process: vacuole fusion, non-autophagic.
AUGCCAUCCGCCCAAGACUCGCGGCCGGUGUCGCCGUCACCGUCACAGCUCCCGCCGGUGCCCGCGUCGCCGGUCUACUCGAUCGCCUCGACGGCCAACCCCAUGUCGCAGUUUAACCUGCCGCUGCCGCCGCCGCCGCGGCCCGCCCACGCCGUGCUGACCAAGGCGGACCUGGACCGCUCGCAGGAGGCCUACUCUGACCUCGUCGCCUCGGCCAAGGCUUACCGGCAGGCGCUGGCGACGCUGUCGACAGCGGCCUCGGCCUUUGGCACCGCGCUCGAAUCCUGCGCCCGCCUUAAGGAGGCCCGCGCCGAGCCCAUCGGCGGCGCCGCGGCCGGCGGCGCCAGCAUGACGGCCAGCUUCACCACCAGCAAGGGCGCCUGCACCGCCGACACGCUCAUGGCCGCCUCGGGCCUGCACCACCUCAUCGCUAACCACCAGCAGAUCCUGUCCGAGACGGUCUACCGCUCUUUCGAGGUGCCCCUGCUGCACGACCUCGACAAGUGGCAGUCGGUCAUUGACGACGAGGAGGAGACGUACCAGACCAAGAUCAAGGCCCAGGCCCGCGAGGUCAAGCGUCUGGAAAAGGACGGGCUCAAGCUGCACAAGCAGAAGCGGCGCGACGUGGCGCGCUUCCGCGCCCACCUCGUCGAGUUGACGAGCAAGCUCGACGGCAUGUCGACCCUGCACGCGGACCACGCGCGGACGAUGCUGCGCGAGAGCCAGGACACCAGCUCCCGCAUCGUCGACGCCAGCUGCAGCCUGGUCCGCGCCGAGGUCGACAUAUUCGAGAGCCUGGCGAAGAAGGGCUGGACAGGCGGCGGCCUGGAGGAUCUGCUGGAAAAGGGCCAGGACCUCUUCGCGAUGGACACGGACACGGGGCACCACUCGGGCGGCGUGCUGGGGGGCGGAGGCACGGGCGACGGCGUGAAGCUGUUUUCGAUCCUGCCGCCAAAGAGCAUACUGCCCGACACCAUCUCGGACCCGUCGCGCGGGGGCCACGCUAGAAGCGACAGCCUGCUCACCGACCCGGAGCGGUACCAGUCCCUGACGGCGCUGGCGUCGGACGCGCGAGCCCCGGAUCUAGAGGGCCCGCCGUCGGCCGACUUCAAUAAGCCGCGCAACGCGCGACCCUUUUCGCCGCAGCCCAUCCGCCGGGUCCCCAUGGAGAUUACAGAGGACUCGCUGGGGGCCUUUGGCAACGGCAGCACGCCUGCUGCCGAGGACGACACGCAGCGGCGCAAGGCUGGCGAAGAUGGCGGCCUCGACGAGGGCAGUCCCGACGGCGGUGCGGAAACGCCCAAGCACGAGCAAGAGGAUGAGGAGGGCGAAGAAGAGAACGAGGGCGAUGACCGCGGGAGGCGAUCGUGGUCGAAAACGCCAGAGCCCAGGGAAGACAGGGAAAUACCGACGUAUGACGGCUCACCUGGAGGUGGAUGGGGCUCUUGA